CAAAUACCAAUCAUGGAAAAUUCCACUCAAAUGCUGAAGUUUAUAAAUCUUAAGGUAUAUCCAAAUUGCAGAUGAACAUACUUACAGACAUCAAUAAUAUUUUGAUGAUGAAGAGAGUAGUCUGGCUUGCUUCCUUGCUUCUCCUGGUUGUUACGUUGCAUGCUUGUUUAUCUCAUGCUCAGUCUAAUUCUACUGCAGAAUCACUUGCACUCCUCGAUUGGAAAGUCAACCUUCAAUCCCUCACAAACCGCUCUGUUUUGCCUUCCUGGACUAUCUCGCCUCGAAAUGCAGAAGCAAGUCCAUGCAGUUGGUUUGGGGUCCAUUGCAAAGGCGACAGCGUUUACAGAAUCAAUCUUACGAGCUAUGGCGUAAAAGGUACAUUGCAUGGAUUUCCAUUCUCAUCUUUGCCUAAUCUUGAAGAAUUGGACCUUAGCAUCAAUGGACUUUUCGGCACGAUCCCACCUCAAAUCAAUCAGCUCUCUAAUCUCACUUACCUUGAUUUGUCAUAUAAUCAGUUGUCUGGUAAAAUCCCACCUCAAAUUGGUCAGCUUAUUCAUCUCAGGACCCUUCACCUUGUUCAGAACCUAUUGAAUAGCUCCAUUCCUGAGGAAAUAGGUCAGCUAAAGUCCCUCGAAGAGCUUGCCUUGCAGAACAACUAUUUAAAUGGUUCCAUCCCUUCCUCUUUGGUUAACUUGGCCAACCUGACCUACUUGUAUAUGUUAAAUAAUUCCCUUUCUGGUAACAUCCCUUCAGAAAUAGGAAAUCUCAGCAGCUUGCAGGAACUUUACAUUGACAACAACCAACUCGCAGGUUCCAUCCCUUCCACUUUUGGAAAACUAAAACACUUGAGAUUGCUCCACUUGUCCACUAACAGUCUUUCAGGAUCCAUCCCUUCUGAAUUUGGGCAUAUGGAAUCGCUGAAUGAAUUAGCACUUUUUAAAAACAAUCUAUCAGGUUUCAUCCCACCCUCACUCGGAAACUUGACUGAUCUGACCAUUCUCCAACUGUAUGAAAAUAAACUUUUUGGCCCCAUUCCUGAAGAGUUAGGGAACUUGAAAUUAUUGGUUUUCCUAGAGGUGAGUCAAAACCAACUCAAUGGUUCUAUUCCAUCUUCAUUUGCUAAUUUGAGCAACUUGGAAACUUUGUUCCUCCGAGACAACCAACUUUCCGGUCCCAUACCUCAAGAAAUAGGAAACCUCAUGAAAAUGUGGAUGUUGGAACUCGAUGGAAACCAGUUCACUGGGCAGCUGCCGCAAAACAUUUGCAGAGGUGGAACACUGGAAUAUUUCAUAGCCAAUGACAACCAUUUCAGAGGACCAAUACCCAAAGACUUGAAAAACUGCAGCAGCCUAAAAGAGUGCGCCUGGAAAGAAAUAGACUGA
This is a messenger RNA of Gossypium raimondii (Peruvian cotton), 1382 nucleotides long. Its product is annotated as MDIS1-interacting receptor like kinase 2-like. The coding region runs from base 72 to 1382 and encodes 436 amino acids. NCBI's taxonomy places the organism in Eukaryota, Viridiplantae, Streptophyta, Magnoliopsida, Malvales, Malvaceae. Gene Ontology annotation, molecular function: protein binding. The transcript has a single exon. The record is from RefSeq and is a predicted model, not a curated record.